Molecule: messenger RNA, 1587 nt
Organism: Phytomonas sp. EM1
Lineage: Eukaryota; Euglenozoa; Kinetoplastea; Trypanosomatida; Trypanosomatidae
Source: the annotation of a GenBank genome assembly
AUGAUGAAGGUCGAUUUCGACAAUUCAGAUAGCAAAGCGGAGCUCAACCAGUACUGGUACUCCCCCAAGACCAUUGCAACCCUCUUGAGUGAGAUCCAACACCAUGCAAUGAGCUGUGCUUUCCUCUCGACACCGUCGCUUUUCUUCGCCUUGGAUCACCGCAACGGCGACGAAGACGACGCGACGGACGAACAGCUCCGUCGUCUUCGAUCUAAUAGUAGGCUCUUUGAGUUUGACCCACACUGGGAAAAGGAUCCUGGGUUUGUAAAGUAUGACUUUCACUAUCCUGAGCGUAUCCCGAUUCAAUACAUGAACGCAUUUGAUUAUGUGGUGGCCGACCCACCUUUUAUCACUAGUGAUGUUUGGGAGGCGUACAUGAUUACCACCAAGCUGAUCUUGAAGGAGGGUGGCAAGGUCCUCUUCACGACGAUCCUGGAGAACCACACGAUGUUGGAGGGGAAGUGGGGGGGACCACUUUUUAUUGCACGCUUUUUCCCGCUUGUGCGGAAGCUGACCUAUCAGUACGUCUGUUUCACCAGUUAUGAGGCCACACGGCUGCGGGCCGCCAACGAGGAGCUUCCGCCGGAGUCGCCAAAGUUGUUGGCGGCAAUUGAGAUGGCCAAUAGCCUGCGAGAGUCCGAGGAGGCUUUUAUGGCGCAGAUGGCAGAGCGCAGGCGGGAGGGGGAACAGCCGCUGCCGACCACGGCGUUUGAGCGCGAUUCAUGCGAAGGGACCGCCGCACCACCAGCGCCAUCGCGUGUUGGGCUCACCGCCGAGCAGCUCGCUCAAAUCCCCAUAAAGGAUCUUGAGUGGAAUUAUGUGCCCGAGGGACUCUCGAUGUAUCCAGAGGGACAAACAGGCGUGUUGAAGCGCGAUGAAGCUGGGAACCCCGAAAACGGGUUUCACCCAACGAAUGGGUGCCCUACACUAGAGGAGCAACAGGACUACGGCCCGAUAUACGCGCUCUGUGUCGAUCUGCGGCAGAACCUGGAGACGUUUAAGAAUCACAUCGACGCGUUGCAGCGGUUGCUUGAUCUCCAAAUGCGUCUCCGCCAUCAACGGUUGAGGGUAAGGAAGGAGCUGAUGGGGCAGACCGCCGGCGAUAAGCAGCAAGGUGAGGAGGCCAACCCGCCCGUUGGCGAUACGAAGCCAUGUUCCCCCACAGAGGAUCCUGAGGACGCGCUCCGCGAGCUGGAUAGGCAGGUUCAGGAGGCCGAGGCCGAGCGCCAGGCGAAGGUCGAUCACAUGGCGGUUCUUGCCGGCACCAUUGCCGCACAGGAGGCGAAGCUGCAUUUCCUCAAAGCCCAGGACACUGCGCAGGCCGGUUCGAUCCAAACUCCGGCGAACGGCAGCAGUAAUCUGGGGUGUGAUGCUGGUGCCGAGCCGUCGUUUCGUCUGCCGUACGAACCCACUAUGCAGGCCUGCAUCGCGGCGUACCGGACUGUGGUGGUGAAAAAGGCGCCACUGCAAGAGCUCGCCGCGGUUGCUACGGGAAGUUAUAAGUACCCCUUGUUUGGCCGUAUGCGGGAGCUUCUACGCGAGAUGAAGGAAAUAAAGAAGCAGAAGAAUGAAGACCCUCACGCGUGA